AUACAUCACUUUGAGAUCACAGAAUGAGAAUGGCAUGAAAUGUUAUGGCGAAGACGGCACGGCAAGAUACAACAGUCUCACAAGUAAUCAAAAAUCAGAUGCCUGGCACACUGAACCUAUUACUGUGUGUAAGAUUUGCGCUGUGGUCCAUUUUUUGAAGAUGUGAAGCAACGUUGAGUCUGAUUGGAAUUACUGACAGACUGGAGGAAAUCUUAGUCCUUCUGUUGCACACGCACAUGCUGAAUUAUAAGUAAUCCUAGCUUCUCUUCCCACCCCUCACUCCCUCUCUCAGCUAUCUCAGGGUUCAUAGAGAUUUCAAUGGUUCGUGUGCCUGUAAGAUUGGAACAGAAGUGACCAAAAAUGGGGGACCAGCAAUUGUAUAAAACUAACCAUACUGCCAACAGCAAUGAGAACUUAUACUACCAACACCAAAUGAACUCCCUUCCAUCUCUAAAUCAUAGUUAUGGGACAUCUGUUAUAGAUGCUCCUCAGGCGUCCCCUCUCUCUCCCCACUUUCCCCAAGAUUCAAGAGACAGUAUAGCUUUGCCUGUAGGUUCAAAAAGUCUUGGGUCAAUGGAUACACUUAGACAAACAUGGACGCAUUCUGGCUCAGGAAACCACGUCCCAGUGCGGAACAAUUUGAGUAAUCAAAGCGCAAUGUGGAGCCCCCUUGGGCAGGGGGAAUCUCACGAUGGAUACCAAUAUUCUUAUUCUCAACCCAGCGAAAAUCGAUCACAAAAAAUUACCAGUGGGGUCCUGCAUAAGUUGGACUCUUUUACACAAGUAUUUGCUAACCAAAAUCUGAGAAUUCAAGUCAACAACAUGGCUCAGGUUUUACACACUGAGACUUCCAUGGCGGAUAAUGCUGGUGACAGUGCGCUCAGGCAGCUGCUGUCCCAGAAGCCAGCAGUUGAGCAACAGCCUGUAACUUCCAGCAUACAAAGAUAUCAGCCAGUGCCACAGCAGACACAGAAUUUUGCAAGCACACAGCAAAAGCAACAAAUGCAAGUCAUGCAGCACCAACAGUUGUACUACGACUACCAGCAGCAUUUGUCACAAAUGCAGAUUCAUUCUGCGUUUCAGCAAGGACAGACGCACGUUCAACCAAUGCAGUCCCAGCAGCUCUUACCGCAACAGAUGCAGCACUUGCAGCAGACUCAGUACUAUGCUCAGCCACAGCAGGGACAUCAGCGACUCUCAAUACAUGAGAUCCAACAGCAGCAGCAACAGCCAACUCGGCAGCAGCAGCAGAGGCAGUGUCCGAUGCAAAUAGCUCAGUAUUACCAAACGCAACCUGUCAUGCAGCUACAGCAACAACAGCAACAAAUGCAACUGCAGCUUCCUCCGUAUCACAGGGAACCCGAUCCAAAGACUGUGCAUGAAUCCCACCAGUACCCCCAGGAUCCAAGUCAUCCUGUGCAGCUCAUCCAGUUGGGAGCGGCGCCUCCGUAUUGCUACCAGGAUCCCCACGAACAGUACAGGCAUUUGUACCCGCAGAGUUUGCUGCAGCAGCACGACCAGCAGAAGCAAUACACAAGUGAAGGCAGAGCUGCAUCUCUGAACUCCCACGUCGGCCUCACUCCACCGGGGACAGCUGAGGAUCCUGCGCGGUCGGAGGUCAAUUCUGCGGGUAACACUGUACCUCAUCGAACUCUUUUGCCAUCCUCAGGAGGACAUCUGAACAACAGAAGCUCUCAGCAAGACUCUCCCGGCUCUGGGUGGCCUCAGGUGCAAUUGUCAGAUGGCAGACUGCAGCCACUGUCCCCAGAACAAAGUGGCUUGAACAGAGAAACACUUCCCGAGAGAGCUGAUGGGAAGAGCAAGCUAACGUGUUCAGUAUGCUUGAAGGAAUUUAAGAGUUUGCCUGCUCUGAAUGGUCACAUGAGGUCUCAUGGAGGAGUAAGAACAUCUCCUAACUUCAAACAGGAUGAAGGAGAGAAACCACCACAGCAGCCGCUGCCUAAAGAGGUGGAUAGCCUCGCGCCCAUCGUCAUGCCAGUGUCUGUCCCUGUAAAGCUUCUGUCACCCGAACCCAGCACGCAGCCCUCUGCCAGCACUGCCACAGUCAAAGACAAGCCUGCCAGCUCUAUGUCAGAUGAUGAGAUGCCCGUUCUCGUGAAGAUGACUUUCUCUCCACCGUGCAGUCCAAAAGUGGCCAACCCCUGCUCAUCCUCUGAAAUUAACAAAAAACCUCAUCAAAAUGCUGCAAAAUUGGAAGAAAACUUCAAACCAUUACCAGACAAGAAGAAGUAUCGCCACAGACCUGAACCUCUCUUCAUACCUCCUCCUUCCUUCAACUUCAGCACAUCCCACUCCGGUGCCAUGCUGUACCAGAGCCAGCUUCGUUCUCCCCGUGUCCUUGGAGACCAUCUGCUGGACCGAACACACGAGCUCCCCCCCUACACUCCGCCGCCGAUGCUUAGUCCUGUUCGGCAUGGGUCUGGUCUCUUCAGCAGUGUUAUCACAUCAUCUCACAGCACCUCGCACACUCAGCUGCCACUCACUCCACUGACACCAACUCCACGGGUGCUCCUCUGUCGGUCCAAUAGCAUUGAUGGAAGUGUAAUUCCAGUGACACCUGGGCCCGGCGAACAGACUGUUGAACCACGAAUUAAUAUUGGGUCCAGGUUCCAGGCUGAUAUUCCUGAGCUGCAGGACAAAUUGCUAAUGGAGAAAGAUGUGCACAAGGCUACUCUGGUUUGGAAACCGUGGCCAGAACUGGAGAACAAAGUCUUCCAACAAAGAGUGGAAGAUCUCUUAAAUAUGAGCUGUUCCAGCGUCUUACCUGGUGGAGGAACUAACUCAGAAUAUGCUUUGCACUCUCUCUUUGAGGCAAAAGGAGAUAUUAUGGUUACUCUUGAGAAGCUGCUGUUGAGGAAGCCAGUGAGAUUGAAGUGUCAUCCUUUGGCAAAUUACCACUAUGCUGGCUCUGACAAAUGGACACAUCAAGAAAGGAGGCUGUUCAAAGAGGCAUUGUCCACCUACAGCAAAGAUUUUAUAUUUGUACAAAAAAUGGUUAAGUCUAAGACAGUUGCACAAUGCGUGGAAUACUACUAUACCUGGAAGAAAAUCCUGCGCUGGGGACGGAAACACAGAACACGUUUAGAGAAGAAGAGAGAGGAAUGCAUGACAAGUGGAGAAGAGGAAGUGUUAGAGGAAGAUGAGGAGAUUGAAGAAGACAGAAAGGAGGAAAGGGAAAUGCAGAAGUCUCCUGACCCACCAGCUAUUCCUCUUGUUGGACCUAUAGACCUGCCUACCCUUCAGAGUCUUUCACUUUCUUCAUCCACUUUCAUCUGUGAAAUGCCAAACUGUGGUGCUGUGUUCAGUUCCCGACAAGCACUAAAUGGCCACGCUCGCAUUCAUGGAGGUACGAAUCAGGUGACAAAGCCACGAUGCACCAUUGCAGGCACUAAGCAGAAAUCUGGUACACAGAGUGGGUACUGCUCCAUCAAGAGUUCACCUGCCCACAGCACAACAAGUGGCGAGACCGACCCAACAACAAUUUUCCCUUGUAAGGAAUGUGGCAGAGUAUUUUUCAAAAUCAAAAGCCGCAAUGCUCAUAUGAAGACACACAGACAACAAGAAGAACAGCAAAGGCAGAAGGCUCAGAAAGCUGCAGUGGCAGCAGAAAUGGCAGCCACUAUUGUGAGAACUACUGGGCCAGCUGGGCAUAGUUUGAUCCCUCUGGAUCACAUGAGUUUGGUUAAACAUGUUGGAAAUGUCGGUGACAUUGAUGAUGAUGUUGUUCAGGAGUUAGGUGGCGUCAUGGAAGAGAAUGAAGUCAUGGAUGCUGACCUUUUAUUGGAUGAUGAAGAUGCAGAUCUACUGCAGGAUGAUGCUGAGUUGUAAAUAAAGUUGUUUGAUAAAGACAGCUACUGAGCACACCCUGAAUGCCUCAGUCAGGGAACCUGGACUGUUCGUUUAUUCCCCAUUGAUUGUAAACUACCUGAUGAAAAAUGAUAAUUCUUUUAUCCAGGUCCAGAAAAGAAAUAUGCUUUUUUCCCUUUUUUAUUAAUUUGUGUUUCUGGGGGGAGGAAAUAAAUACUUGGUACAAAUAUUCUUAUAAGGUGUUUUAUCUGGGCUUAUUUUGCUGGUAUCUUCCAAGGCCAGUAAUCGGAGAAGUUCACGGUUCUGCUGUCAUUUCCCUCGGUAGAUCUUUAGUCUUAAACUCUUCCAGGUUUAACUUUACCCCACUUACAAGGAUAUCUUCACACAUUUCUGAUGGAUUUUUUUUUUUAAUUUUAUUUUUUGCCUGCACUGGAUCACUUCCAGCAUCUUCUAGAAACUAAAUGUCAUCUUUAUUAAGAAGAUGAUUAUGUUCUUUUUCUUUGUGCUGUCAUUUUAAGGGAAGUAGAGAAAAAAAAUCUGCUUUAACUGUGAAAUAAAUACAGGAGUGACUGUAUCAUCUUUAGUAUCACAGUACUUUUUCAGUUCUGUCUUGCCUUAAUGCAUAUAUGUUAGGCAGUUCAUAAAAGCUUUGGUUACACUGUACAUUUUAGAGCUUCAUUUCUAACAAGGCUUUGAUCUGCUGAUUUUAAAGUGACCUAAUUCAAGGAUUGAAGAAAGAUGAUUGUGCUGUGGUUCACAUCAACUCAUGGGAACGCUGAAUCAAGAACACUGCCUUGGCAAUCAGAUUGCACUGGAAAUAUAUUUUGAUGUGACAAUAAAUCACACUGUUGAAUAGCCAUGUCAGUGAUUUUAGGAACAUACUUUUGAGCACUGCAGGAGCUUACUCUCUUAAUAGGCAAAUGCAGGGAGACAUUCUUGCAUUCGGUGAAUAGAGAUUGAUGGAGUAUAUGCCUUCAGCAUAUGUUAGUUAUUAUUCCUACACAUGAAGUGUUGUUCUUGUGCCAUUUUCAGUCUUCCUCAUUACAUCAAAUUCAGGGUUGUUUACUUCAUGAAAUAUAUCCCAAAGGUGAGGUGACAUUGCUGUUUAAUUACUGUUUCUCUUUCUUCAGGCUCAGAUCUACCUGCCUGAUGUCUAAAUUCACUUCCAUAAAUUUGGAUUUGGUUUUCUACUUCAAUAAAAUCUAAAAAUAAUUGUACCCUACAAAAUCGUUAGAAAAUUUAGAACCACGGGAAGAAGUUGAGUUAGAUUGAGUGGACCUUUAACAAUAGAACAAGAGCAACGAUUUUUGAACUUUCACAGGUAGUAGCACUGAUUUUCUUCUGAAUCUUUCACAGUGGAGGAGUGUUGUUAAUUUUAUAAAAUAUUUUGUAAGACUGACUUCAGAUCUUCCAGUUUCCUAGUUUUUUUUAUGGGUGGGGUUUUUUUUUGUUGUUGUUGUUGAAGUCUUUUUGCCACAUUUCUAACAUUUUAAGUGGACUCUGAGAGAUGGAGGGUCUUAUUUUCUACUGUCUGUCUUUUUUGUGUAACUAUGCAAAAUGAGGGUAAACCACAGUACCUUUGUAUAGGAGUACUGGACCACAGUUUCAAAACCAGUGGGAGUCACUAGCAGAGAGGUGACUUCUCUGUCAAAGCCAAAUACGCAAAUUCAAAUGGCCUGAAGUUUUCACUUCACGUCAUAUGUUCUGAUAAUAAAGAACAACCCUUUAAGAGAACAGCAAUCACUUCUCAGUUUUAGUUUAGUAAAGUUCCCCUCUAUGUGGUUUGUUCUAUUUGCCUUGGGGGUUCAGAGACAUUUUAGUUAGUUUUGACCAGAGGGUGGGAUUUUGCUCCCAUUGCUACAGAAUGGAUGAUGUUCUCAAUCGCUGUGCCUGUGUGUUUCAGGAGAUGAGGCACCAGCCUUCUUUCCUUUCCUGAACUGUCUGUCAGCACACUUCCAAACAAUUCUGUCCGUGCUGUGACACAUCACUUUCACAGAGCCCAUGCAACCCAGGUUCAGCUGGCUGAGUGCUCCCAGCUAAAUCCCAAUGGUAAAUCUUGUAGUCUGCACAACUCUUAGUGUUUGCAAAGUGGGAGUUCUGGUGAGAUGUGACCUGGGUUGGCUUCUAGGGGCCUGUGGCACAAACAAUGCAGUAGAGCCUGCUUGCUCUUCCAAGCCUGUAUCAUUUUGAAUUUCAAGGACCUCUCUGAGAAAGGCUGCUACCCUGGCAAAAUGGAAAUGUUUUCAGGUUCCCGUCUCAGUGGUGGGAAGAAAGCUGUGUGAAAGCAAAAUGGUCGUGGAAGUCAGUGAGAGUUCUUCUUGAAGAACGGAGUGAAGUACAGUAGGAACUUGCGGGCUCCGUUCUGAAGAGCAGCUCUGUGCUAAAGAAUCUACAGUGAAAUCUCUAGCAACAGCUGGGCAGGUACCUGCGCUGCACCUGGUGUGGAUAUAUAAAUACAUGUGUAUAUAUGCCUGGUUCUGUCAUAGCGAUCGGGUGCCGUUGUACUGUACAGCCGAGACGAUCAUCCAACAACCAAAGAAACCAUUCAUAAAGACAGAAGAAGCAAUUUCUUACACAGUACACGGUUUAGGCACCUGACAUGGACUUCCCCAAGUGUGGCACUGGCUGAUGUUACACAGCUGCUGUUCUUUUUGUACAUAUGUCGGGCAGUUUUGUUUCAAACAAGCUGUUUUAUUACUGAUGGUUGAUGAUGGAAAACUGUUCACUGUUCAACUCGGUCCUCUUUGCUAAAACCUGUACAUACAGAAAACAUAUUUUAUGAGAAAAAAAAUCUUAUUUUCAAUAUUUAACUGUUAUUUUAUUAGAAGAUGGUUGUACAUAUUUUAGGUGCUUUAGUGUAAAAAAAAAAAAGGCAGACUGUUAAUUUUAGGCGGCAGAGGAAGUAACAAAAUAAAAAUAUCGAUGCGUUUCA
This is a messenger RNA of Meleagris gallopavo (turkey), 6760 nucleotides long. Lineage: Eukaryota; Metazoa; Chordata; Aves; Galliformes; Phasianidae. The record is from RefSeq and is a predicted model, not a curated record.